GUAACCCGGCGAGCUCAGCGCUCCCAGACCGCCCUGCAGGCCCAGAUAACUCGUCUGUCCCAGGACAAAAGGAGGCUCCAGGAGGAGAUGGCGGCUCUGUUGGCCCAGAGAGAGGAGCUGGAGAGAAAGUGCUUGGAUUACAGGAAAGAGCAGGCUGACAUCCUGCCUCGUCUGGAGGAGACCAAAUGGGAGGUGUGUCAGAAGGCUGGCGAGAUCUCCCUGCUGAAGCAGCAGCUGAGGGAGAGCCAGGCCGAGGUGACGCAGCGAGCGGGAGAAAUGGUGGCCUUGAGAGGCCAGCUGAAGGAGCUCAACGCCCAGCUGAGGGAGCGGGAGGAGGUCAUGCUGGGCCUGAAAGACUCCUACAGCACAAAGUGUCUGGAGCUGGAGAAGUGUGAAGGAGAGCUGAGGAGGACCCUGUCUGAGGUGUCCGUCCUGAGGGAGAAGUUGGGAGUGUUCGAGGCAGAGGUGCUGAGUUUAAAGCGUGCUCUGAGUGAAGUAAGUCGAGGCGCUGAAGUUGUAGUGGGCCCUAACUUAGCUGCAGUGGGGCUGCUGCCCCCCUGGGGAACGGUCCACUGCCCGCGAAUCCCAGCGGAGCCCCCCAGCAACUCGCUCACCCCCACGUCCGACACCUUGCUCAGCCUCCAGAGCGAUGAAGCCAAAGCCCAAAGGCAGGAGGCUCAGAGGCAGGAGAGGCAGCAGCGCGAAGAAGCCCAGUGGCGUGACGUGCAGCAGCGGCAGGACGCCCACGCGCAGCAGGACCUCCAGAUGCGGUCAGACCCGCAGCUCCGCCAGGAGGCCCAGCUUCGGCAGGAGGCCCACCUCCGCCACGAGGCCCAAAUCCGCCAAGAGGCUCAGCUGCGUCAAGAAGCGCAGCUCCGUCAGGAGGCCCAGCUCCGCCACGAGGUUCAAAUGCGCCAGGAGGCCCAGCUCCGCCACGAGGCUCAACUCUGCCAGGACGCGCAGCUGCGCCAGGAGGCCCAUCAGCCACAGCGGGGUCCGGAGGGUCACUGGGAUGAAGCGGGGGAGCUGCGCAGGCAGCUGGAACAGCUUCAGGCUGCUUUACGUCUGGAGAGGCAGCAGCGGGAACGCCAGGCCCUGAACUUCGACCAGGAGCGGCACACCUGGCAGGAUGAGAAGGAACGAGUUCUGAAGUAUCAGGCACAGCUGCAGCUCAGCUACGUGGAGACCCUGCAGAAGAACCAGGCUCUGGAGAAACGUAUGAGUCAGCUGGGAGCCAAACAAACCUCAACCUGCACCACUGCUAUCACCACCAUUACCACGUCCCCCACUUCUUCUAACUCCCCACCUCCUCCACCGGCCCUGUCACCUCUCUCUCCUCAGCUGCCUUCUCUCUCUGGUCCUCCUUCUCUCUCUGGUCCUCCUUCUCUCUCUGGUCCUCCUUCCCUCUCUGGUCCUUCUUCCCUUUCUGGUCCUCCUCUCCUCUCUGGUCCACCUUCCCUCUCUGGUCCUCCUCUCCUCUCUGGUCCACCUUCCCUCUCUGGUCCUCCUCUCCUCUCUGGUCCACCUUCCCUCUCUGGUCCUCCUCUCAUCUCUGGUCCUCCUCUCCUCUCUGGUCCUCCUCUCAUCUCUGGUCCUCCUCUCCUCUCUGGUCCUCCCUCCCUCUCUGGUCCUCCACCUCUUUCUGGUCCUCCUUCCCUCUCGGGUCCUCCUCACCUCUCUGGUCCUCCUUCCCUCUCUGGUCCUCCCUCCCUCUCUGGUCCUCCACCGCUUUCUGGUCCUCCUUCCCUCUCGGGUCCUCRCCCUCCUCUCUCCGGCCCUCCUUCCCUCUCCGGCCCCAUCGCCCUCACCCUCUCCCCUCCAUGCGAAGACCAAAAGGGCCCUCCAUCCCUCCACCAGCUCGCCCCUCCCUGGGCCGGACCAUCUCGCCUGGAGAGGAUCGAGUCAACYGAGAUUUAG
This is a messenger RNA of Austrofundulus limnaeus, 1917 nucleotides long. Its product is annotated as leucine zipper putative tumor suppressor 3. The record is from RefSeq and is a predicted model, not a curated record. NCBI's taxonomy places the organism in Eukaryota, Metazoa, Chordata, Actinopteri, Cyprinodontiformes, Rivulidae. Gene Ontology annotation, cellular component: dendritic spine. Gene Ontology annotation, biological process: regulation of dendritic spine morphogenesis.